Molecule: messenger RNA, 141 nt
Organism: Gongylonema pulchrum
Lineage: Eukaryota; Metazoa; Nematoda; Chromadorea; Rhabditida; Gongylonematidae
Source: the annotation of a GenBank genome assembly
GAGGUACUGUUAUUUGAGGAGAAGCGUGAUAUACAGCGGCGGCGAUUGAACAUUCGAAAAAUGGCCGUAAAUCGACGAAGUGCAACAAGGACGAUCACGGGAGAUGCUAAAAACAAGGGCGAAGAUACAGUUGAGGACUAG